Helianthus annuus (common sunflower) is the source of this 672-nucleotide messenger RNA. Its product is annotated as mucin-7-like. The record is from RefSeq and is a predicted model, not a curated record. The transcript has a single exon. The coding region runs from base 1 to 672 and encodes 223 amino acids. NCBI's taxonomy places the organism in Eukaryota, Viridiplantae, Streptophyta, Magnoliopsida, Asterales, Asteraceae.
AUGGAAGGGUCUGAGAUUGAAACGUAUACGAAAAGGUCACAUGAGCUCGCGAAUGUGUGUCCUAACUUAUCUCGACUACCACCACGCAGGAUCGAAUUGUACAUCAAAGGUUUGGCACCGUCAGUCAAGAGUUUGGUCACUGCUGCAAAUCUUGACAAUCUGCCUCGAAUCAUACAUCUAGCUCACAAGAUUACGGACCAGGAGGUGGAGCGUGGCUCGCUACCACCACGUGUUUCAGCUACUACUACUACUACUACUACUACUACUACUACUACUACUACUGCUGCUGCUACUGCUCCUACUGCUACUGCUGCUGCUGCUGCUGCUCCUGCUCCUGCUGCUGCUCCUGCUCCUGCUCCUGCUCCUCCUACUCCUGCUCCUGCUGCUCCUGCUGCUGCUGCUCCUGCUGCUCCUCCUGCUCCUCCUACUCCUCCUGCUCCUCCUGCUGCUGCUCCUGCUGCUGCUGUUGCUCCUGCCGCUGCUGCUGCUCCUGCUCCUACUCCUCCUACUCCUACUCCUCCUACUAAUGCUGCUGCUCCUGCUCCUGCUCCUACUCCUCCUACUCCUACUCCUCCUCCUACUGCUGCUGCUGCUCCUCCUCCUGCUACUGCUGCUGCUACUACGACUACUACUACGACUACUACAACGAAACCACUAACCACUAACCACUAA